This is a messenger RNA of Saccostrea echinata, 1427 nucleotides long. RefSeq names its product protein unc-93 homolog A-like. The record is from RefSeq and is a predicted model, not a curated record. The transcript is spliced from 3 exons. Bases 1 to 1422 code for a protein of 473 amino acids. Lineage: Eukaryota; Metazoa; Mollusca; Bivalvia; Ostreida; Ostreidae.
AUGUGUUUACUAAGUUCAUGUAGACCCAAAAAAGAUCUCACUGGAAACGAAAGGCGAACUGUUUUCAUUUUAUCGAUAAUUUUCGUGGCAGUUUUCAGCGGUUUUAUUGGAAUUCAAAAUUUACAAAGUACUCUUAACAAUGAGGCAGGGCGCGGAGUGAUUUCUCUAUCUGUGGUCUACGCUGGCUUUAUUAUUUCGUCAUUUUUUGCUCCUUCAUUCAUCCGUGUUUUGACUGCUAAAAGCUGUUUAAUUUUAGGGUUUAUUUCUCACGUAGCAUACGCAGCGAGUAAUAUUUAUGCUGUAUUUUGGACGAUACUUCCGGCCUCCACCUUUGUUGGACUUACUUCCGGACUAAUAUGGACAUCGCAAGGAAUGUUCAUAUCACGUUGUGCUAUCUCAUUCUCGGAAACCCAAAACACUCCAAUGAAGGACAGCUUUGGCAAAUUCCAUGGAAUAUUUUUCUUCGGUAUGGCAUUUCCUAGAUUAGUUGGAAAUCUUCUUUCGUCUGUUAUCUUAAUGCAAGGACAUUACAAUGAAACAACAACCAAUGCUUCAGACCUAUUCACGAUAAAAUUAUGCGGUGCAGAUUUGUGUCCAAAACAUACUGUAACAGAGGAACAGUUCUCCUUGCCAGAUCCACUGACCGUCAAAAUACUCAUGACAGUGUUUGUAACGUCCAGUAUCAUUGGUCUGCUCUUGUGCAUUUUCUUUUUACCACCACUCACAACUAUUGUUCCGUUAUCACAAAAAGGUGCCUUAAGGAACAUGCUAUCAGCAUCUUGUUCAUGUCUUCGUGUAAACACUGAAGCAAAUCUGAUUCUUCUUGUCCCGUCCGCUUUAUUACUUUCAUUUUUUGAGUCCUUCCUGUGGAUUGACAUCUCUAAGGCCUAUAUCAGCUGCCCCUUUGGUGUGAAGAUCGUUGGAUUCUCAAUGGCCCUGCAAGGACUCUUCAGUGGAAUUUCUUCUGUUGUCCUUCCAGCACUUGCUAAUUUGAUUAGUAGAAAAUACGUGAUAUCUUUAAUAAUUAUUGGAAUCAUUACAUCGCAUGUGGGCUUGUUGGUGUGGACACCCACCAAUGACAAAUUGUUACACAUGCUGGGAUUCGUUUCUCUACAUGGAAUACUGGACGGCGGGUUCCGUACAUUAAUAUUUACUGUAGUAUCAUAUAUGUACCCAGACAAGACAGAUGGGGCCUUUGCCAGCGUAGCCACGUGGCGUGCAAUAGGUUAUACAAUUAACAUCAUACUGGCAUAUUAUCUAUGUGUCAGAACGAGGCUGUAUAUGAUGUUUGCACUUGGUGCCCUUUCCAUGGUCACGUAUGUUGUCUUGGAGAUACGUCUGAGAAUGAAAAAGAAAAUCAGCGAGAUCGUUAUUGACGAAGGAAGUGAGAGUAAUGUAGACUUAAGGGAUUCUGAUCAAUAAAUUAU